AAUGAAAAGAGCUAGCGCUCAGAGCCCAUCAUUGGCUGUCCCGACUGCCGAGGCUGGCAGGCAGUGGCGACAGGGAAGGACCGGACUGACGGACCUUUUUGGUGGGAAUACCGAGAGAACUCUGGAAACACGGCCGGAAACGAAGGGAAUACAAGUUUUAAUUUCCAGUUUGGAUUUCCCAAGCGGACCGUAAACGUGGCUAACGUUGAAUGUUAGCUGGAACUUUUCGAGUGGAGCCGUGAUGUGGUGACGCGACUCCACCGAUUCGACGGGAAGCUAACGUUAGCCGAUGCGCUAAUGAUAGAUUAAUCAUUUUUCAGCAUAUAUUUUAGAGUCGAUAUCAUGAUUUUAAAAACUUGUUGAAGUAUUUUCAAUUAUGUUUGAUAAAUAUUUAUAUCAAUCUGAUCAGGGGGUUAACUUUUAUACGGAAUAGAGCUUAUCUUGACGUUGUCUUCGCUAACUUCAUAUCAGAAACUAGCAACCGUUGGCUAUCUAGCAGGCUAGUGGCUAACACUGUCUAUUUAAACAAGCCAAAGAACUCUGCUUCCAAUUAGCUAAGGUUAGCAAUGCUACAACAGUUUCCACGUCACCUAACUGUGUAAUAUCAAAUCUACUUGUUGUGUUUUCGGAAUUAAGCUCUAUUUUAUAGGAAAUUAAUCUGUUUUCUAAGAAGAGAAGGACACUUUACUUUAAGCCCACAUAUGCAAUCAUCGAAUCGCCAGCAUACUUAACGCUAGCCUGCUAACGUUGGGUUAGCCGGCCAAAACUUAAAUACUGCCCCCCUGCUUACUGUAUGUGGGUUUCUUUGAGGCCUUUAGGAUCCCAUUUAUCCUUUUUAACAGCCUUAAUGCAUCCCAGCCUCUGAAUGGAAUUUAUUUACUUCGACUGACUCGGGAUAUUUGUUGAUCUGGGAACUUAAAUUGGAGUACCUGGACUUUGUUGACGUUUACUUUUACAGUAAAGAAACGUGGAUCAUAAAGAUAUUCGGAAUAACACCAUCCAUCCAAGAUGAUGUGCGAGGUGAUGCCCACCAUCAGCGAGGCCGAAGGACCUGGCGGGGGAGGUGGCAAUGGCCGUCGAGGCUCUGGCUCCCCCCUUCAGUCGGACUCAGAAGGUCACUUUGAAUCGCUGAUGGUGUCCAUGCUGGAGGAAAGGGAUCGUCUUCUAGAUACUCUGAGGGAGACUCAGGAGAAUCUGGGCCUGACUCAGGGCAAACUGCAUGAAGUUAGCCAUGAAAGAGACUCACUGCAGAGACAACUGAAUACUGCUUUACCACAGGAGUUUGCUGCACUAACAAAAGAGGUAAACGUGUGCCGGGAGCAGCUUCUAGAGAAGGAGGAAGAGAUCGCAGAGCUGAAGGCUGAGCGAAACAACACACGGCUCUUGUUGGAGCAUUUGGAGUGCCUGGUGUCUCGCCAUGAGCGGAGUCUGAGGAUGACAGUGGUGAAGAGACAGGCUCAGUCUCCAGCUGGAGUUUCAAGUGAAGUGGAAGUCCUCAAAGCCCUAAAGUCACUUUUUGAACACCACAAAGCGCUCGAUGAGAAGGUGAGAGAACGACUACGUGUUGCUUUGGAAAGGUGCAGUGCAUUGGAGGAGCAGCUCACCAUCUCGCACAAAGAAUUGGCUUACUUCAGGGAGCAGAGCAGCCAGAAGAGAGGGCUGGCAGAUGGGACAAGCGAGGUCAACCACAACUCUGAAAACACGCCGAGCACAAACGGCAAGCGGUCCUCGGAUGGUUCUUUGAGUCAGGAGGAAGAGUCAGGGGUCGGGUAUGGGAAGGUUGGUGAGCUCCAGGAUGUGGUGGACCGCCAGACGGCUGAUCUUGGCCAGAUGAAGGAGCGCAUGGCUGCUAUGGCUUCACGCAUCAAUGAGCUGGAAGAGGACCUGGACACGGCCAGGAAGGACCUCAUCAAAUCUGAGGACAUGAACACACGGUUACAGAGAGACCUCAGAGAGUCAAUGGCUCAGAAGGAAGAUAUGGAGGAGAGAAUCACCACCCUGGAGAAGCGUUACCUGGCAGCUCAGCGGGAGGCUACCUCCGUCCAUGACCUUAAUGAUAAGCUGGAGAAUGAAGUAGCCAACAAGGAAUCCCUCUUUAGACAAACUGAGGACAGAAACCGGCAGCUCCAAGAGAAACUGGAGCUGGCUGAGCAGAAGCUGCAGCAGACCAUCCGAAAGGCCGAGACGCUGCCUGAGGUGGAGGCCGAGCUAGCCCAAAGGGUGGCUGCCCUCACAAAGGCAGAGGAACGCCAUGGUAAUGUGGAGGAGAGGCUGAGGCAGCUGGAGGCUCAGCUGGAGGAGAAAAACCAAGAACUGCUCAGGGCACGGCAAAGAGAGAAGAUGAACGAGGAGCACAACAAGCGUCUGUCUGAGACGGUGGACAAGUUGCUCUCAGAGUCCAACGAGCGACUCCAGCUUCACCUCAAAGAAAGGAUGUCUGCUCUGGAGGAUAAGAAUUCCUUGAUCAGAGAACUGGAGCACACCAAGAAGCUGAUCGAGGAGUCUCACCAUGAAAAGGAGCAGCUCCUUAUCCAGAUCGAAACUAUGAGGGCUGAGAACGAGCAGGGAAGGAGCAGGAGUAACUCCUUACUACACGGACGCUCUCAACUGGGCAGCACUCCAGAUUUCAGGUAUCCAGUAUCCGCCUCCUCUAUGAUGGACAGUAACUCAGACCACUAUGGCAGCGCUUUGGUGCUCAGACGGCCUCAAAAAGGACGCAUGGCAGCACUGCGGGAUGAGCCAUCCAAGGUGCAGACCUUGAAUGAGCAGGAGUGGGAGCGCAUGCAGCAGGCCAACGUGCUGGCAAACGUGGCCCAGGCCUUUGAGAGUGACAUGGAUGCCUCAGACCUGGAAGAGGACAGAGAGACAAUUUUCAGCUCGGUGGACCUUCUGUCCCCUGGAGGCCAGGCAGAUGCACAGACCCUCGCCUUAAUGCUGCAAGAGCAGCUGGACGCCAUCAACAAUGAAAUUAGAAUGAUCCAAGAGGAGAAGGAGAGCACCACCAUCCGAGCAGAGGAGAUAGAGUGUAGGGUGGGCAGCGGUGAAAGCUUAGGAGGACGUUUCAGAUCAAUGAGCUCCCUCCCUCCAUCGUUGUGUGCAGGAUCCUCGUUGGGAGGCUCUCCCCCAGGCUCUGGUCAUUCUACUCCCAGACGGGUCCCCCGUAGCCCCAACAGAGAACUGGACCGCAUGGGUGUCAUGACCUUGCCUAGUGACCUGCGCAAGCACCGCAGGAAGUCGGCUCAGGACGACAAGGCCACUAUCCGAUGUGAGACGUCACCCCCCACCACCCCACGCUCCAUGCGCCUCAACAGGGAGGCAGGCCAUGCAGCAAGCAGCGAGGACAUUCGAGAUAUUCGAGGUCUGGCUGGCCUGCAGGACGGUCAGGGUAGUAACCCCAGCAGCAGUAACAGUAGCCAGGACUCGCUCAAUAAAGCAGCAAAGAAAAAGAGCAUCAAGUCUUCCAUCGGACGCCUCUUUGGGAAGAAAGAAAAAGGCAGACCCAACAUUUCCAGCAAGGACUCUCCCAGCCAAGCUGGCACUCCUGAGGCAGAAGGCUCUCCGAAGGAUGGUUUAGGAAUGGGAACCCUCGGAGGACCUGCAGAGAAGAACAGGAAGCUGCAGAAGAAUCCAAAGACAGGGCAUGAAUUACUGGAGGAGGCUCGCAGGCAGGGCCUACCUUUCGCCCAGUGGGAUGGACCAACUGUCGUGGUUUGGCUGGAGCUCUGGGUGGGCAUGCCAGCCUGGUAUGUGGCUGCUUGCCGCGCUAACGUGAAAAGUGGAGCGAUUAUGUCAGCGCUAUCAGACACAGAAAUCCAAAGAGAGAUCGGUAUCAGCAACCCUCUGCAUCGUCUGAAACUCCGCCUGGCCAUCCAGGAAAUCAUGUCCCUCACCAGCCCGUCAGCCCCGCCCACCUCAAGAACGACCACUGGAAACGUUUGGGUCACACAUGAAGAAAUGGAAAGUUUGGCAGCCACACCUCCCACGGAGGAUGACGAGGGUAGCUGGGCACAGACUUUGGCAUAUGGAGACAUGAACCACGAAUGGAUCGGUAAUGAGUGGCUACCCAGUCUAGGUCUGCCUCAGUACCGCUCCUACUUCAUGGAGUCCCUGGUGGACGCCCGAAUGCUGGACCACCUCACCAAGAAGGACCUCAGGGGACAGCUCAAAAUGGUGGACAGCUUCCACAGGAACAGUUUUCAGUGUGGAGUGAUGUGUCUGCGGAGGCUGAACUAUGACAGGAAGGAGCUGGAGAGAAGAAGAGAGGGGUGUCAGAUGGAACUUCAAGACGUGCUGGUGUGGAGUAACGAGCGUGUGAUCAGCUGGGUUCAGGCCAUUGGGCUCAAAGAGUACAGCGGAAACCUUUACGAGAGCGGAGUCCACGGAGCGCUGUUUGCUCUGGAUGAAACCUUCGAUCACAACAGCCUGGCUCUCCUGCUGCAGAUCCCCACACAAAACACACAGGCCAGAUCGACUCUUGAGCGUGAAUACAACAGUCUGCUGGCCAUCGGCACAGAACGGAGAAUGGAAGAGGACGAUGAUAAGAACUUCCGCCGAGCUCCUUCAUGGAGGAAGAAAUUCAGGCCCAAAGACAUGAGGGGGAUGUCGUUGGGUGCGUCCGACACCCUGCCCGCCAACUUUAGAGUGACCAGCAGCAGUGCGGCUUCAUCUCCCUCCACGCAGCCAAAGAGGAGCCCAAUGGAUGGAAGUCAGUCUAUACAGAGGCUGGACACUGCCACAGUCAGGACCUACUCUUGUUAACACACAACGUUUAUCCUCAUUAUUUCUAUAGGUAACCGCUGGUCAGAGGACGAAGGGGAAUUCCCUGCGUUCAAGACCAGGAUGAUGAACUGAAAUGACUUUAAGGACACUAAAAAGAUGUUUUGUUUUUUGUCGUCAACACAGAGAGAGACAUUACUCACCAAUCUCAGUAUCCCUAGAGGAAACUUUUUAGAUCUAUCUACAGUUGUUAUUAUAUUUAUGUAAACCAAUGGGACAUUUAAAUUGAUUUUUAGAAUAACUGUGUAAUCCUUAUUUGCCUCUAUCCCCUUAAUCGACCCAGUUUUUAAUAUAAGAAUAAUUCUCCACUGUGCCCAUAUUAAGCUGAGCUCUCAGAUGUAUGUAACUGAAUGUUUCUAUGGUCUGGAGUUUGUAUAUUUCUACCAACAGACAUUUUAUCUAAUCUUUUUUAUAAUCCUGAUUCUAUUGACCAGAUGUAUGUUUUUGUUUCCUUUCUUUGAUUUGAAUUCUAAUCAUUGAAUCUAAGCUUAAGAGACUUGAUAUGUGAUAUAACUUAAUUCAUAUCCUCUGCCCUUUUUAACUGUUGUAAUUUUUGUAGCUUCUUACCUGUGAUUUUGUGUAAAUGCAGCUCUUUGGUCAACAGAUGUGUGAAUAUCAGGCAAAUUUGCUGGAGUCGUAAGACUGUUUCACAAACUGCUCGACACUGUGAGUCACCCAUCGCCAAUAAAAUAACUGCUGGCAAGCCGGGCGAUGGAGACAACAGAUAUCAUGUGAAACACACGCUAUAUCUCCUUUUCUCUUCUUUACUUUUCAUAUCUGCGAAACCAAAAUGAAACUCUUGAAUUUUAAGAUUUAAAGCCAUAUAUCAGUAGCGAAAAAUAAUAAACAGAGGGCUUCUUCUGGAUGCAAGUCAAACAGAAUUUGAGGUUCUCUCUUGUUGACCUUGCAUGCAGAAACUUCACAUAUCCCCCUCCUAUCACAAACCCUUUAAAGAAAACCAACCAUCCUCACCUCUGGAGAAACACAGACAAGCUCACCUGUACAGGAGGACUUGAAACAGGAGGACUUGACAUUUACAGAUGAGUCAAACGUUUGGAAACUCCCUCGAUGGACCAACUUCACUGAGGCCUCAGUCGAUCCCCGCUGUGACUCGAGGCGGUGUGAUCCACCCAGCAACCUUUUUAUAAAAACACUUUGUAUGAAAAUUUCAUAUCAAGCCUUAUUGUUUCUUAAUUCUUCUGUCGUCUGUUCUUAUUUAUUAUCACUCAUCCACGUUGUGUUUUGUCAGCUGUACUUUCAUAGUUUGCUCCUAUGAAUGUAGCAAAGCUCCUCACGUCUACGUUUGUCCCGUCUUCGCUCCAAACACUGGUUCCGCUGUCAGUUGUCAUGCAAAACAACGAGGAACCGAAGAUUUUCUUUAUCACCUUUCAUGUAGUUAAAGCUUAACGUAGAAAUGCUUCUUUUCUGUUUGUGAUUUAGUCAUUUAUGCACAAUGCAAAUCAUGUUGCUGUUGUUUUAUUCCUGCUCUUCCCAUUGAAUCUUCUGAUCUUGUAACAAUGAUGUACAGUCUGAGUACUUAUAAACUAUUUUUAUCCCAA
Molecule: messenger RNA, 6335 nt
Organism: Cheilinus undulatus (humphead wrasse)
Lineage: Eukaryota; Metazoa; Chordata; Actinopteri; Labriformes; Labridae
Gene: ppfia1
Product: PTPRF interacting protein alpha 1
Exons: 32
Coding region: 1009-4758 (1249 amino acids)
Biological process (GO): synapse organization
Cellular component (GO): presynaptic active zone
Molecular function (GO): protein binding
Source: RefSeq, a predicted model, not a curated record